Sturnus vulgaris (Common starling) is the source of this 1872-nucleotide messenger RNA. It is a transcript of the gene FCHSD1, whose product is annotated as FCH and double SH3 domains 1. Gene Ontology annotation, cellular component: neuromuscular junction; recycling endosome. Gene Ontology annotation, biological process: neuromuscular synaptic transmission; regulation of actin filament polymerization. The record is from RefSeq and is a predicted model, not a curated record. Gene Ontology annotation, molecular function: protein binding. Lineage: Eukaryota; Metazoa; Chordata; Aves; Passeriformes; Sturnidae.
GCGAUGCAGCCGCCACCGCGCAAGGUGAAGCUCACCCAGGAGCUGCGGGUCCAUCUCCUGGAGCAGCUGUCGGGCCUGCAGAGCAAACAGCAGAGGGAUGCCGAGCUGCUGGAGGACAUCAGGUCCUACAGCAAGCAGAGGGCCACCAUUGACAGGGAGUACGGGCAGGCGCUGCAGAGGCUGGCGAGCCAGUUCGUGAAGAGAGACUGGCAGCGGGGCCGUGGCGAGGCCGGCGACUCCAGGAGCGUGGCUGCUGUCUGGAGAGGUGUCAUCGAGGGGACAGCACACGCCGGGCAGCUCCGUGUCACCUCCUCCGAGAGUUACCGAGCCCUGGCCGCCGAGGCCGCCCGCAGCGCCCGCCUCGCCAAGGAGAGGACACUCAAGAAGGGCAUCGAGAGGCUGCAGAAGGCGCAGGCGGAGCUGCUGGAGACGGUGAAGGAGCUGGACAAGGCCAAGAAGCAGUUCAGCCACCUCCAGCGCAGCAGCGAGGUGGCCAAGGACAAGGCGGCCGAUGUGGAGGCACGCCUCCGCAAGAGCGACCGGCGGAUAUUUCACACCAAGGCCAGUCUGCAAAAGCUCAGUGCCAAGUUCUCAGCACGACUGGCUGAGCACUCAAGGCAGCUGGCAGGGGUGCAGAACGAGUACAGCUUCGCCCUGGUGUCUGCCUCUGCCCACCUGGAGCAUUACCAGCGUGUGGAGCUGCCCGCGGCCAUGCAGGCACUGGACGGGGACCUCUACGAGCGCCUCCGGGAGCAUUUGUCGGUCACCAGCCGGACGGAGGUGGAGACCUGCCGGGCCACCCGGGACUGGUUCCAGGGUGUUGUGGAGGCAUCUGCACGGGUGUGCUGGGAGCAGGACCUCCUCCUCUUCCUGCAGGACCACCCCGCCUUCUCCUUGGCGCCCAAGCAGCGCUUCCAGCUCGCCGGGGUGGAGGAGGUGUGCCUGCUGCCACCAGCAGACGACGGGGCCAGCCUGGAGAAGGAGGCACGGCGCUGGGCCACACGGGUGGCCCGGGACCACAAGAACAGGGCACACAGUGAGGAGGUGCUGCAGCGGCUGGAGGCCAGGAGGCAGCAGGGGCUGGAGGCGGAAGCGGCGGCCGUGGAGCGGCAGAUGGAAGAAGCGAGGGAAAACAUCCGGAAAGCAGAGGUGAGCCGAGUGAAGGCGGAGGCACGGCUGGCACUGCUGCGGGCGGCAGGGCUGGAUGUGGACACCUGGCUGGCUGGAGCCAUGGUGGGGACAGGUGAGGAGACCCCCACGGGGCUGGACCCAUCUGAGUUUGAUGACUACGAGGACAGUGACGAGCCAGAUGAGGACAACGAGCCUGGGCCUGCUGCUCGCACCUACCCCUACACCUGCCGGGUGAUCUUUGGCUACCAGGGCUGCCAGGCAGAUGAGCUGUCCAUCAGCCAAGGCGAGGAGCUGGAGAUCAUCGAGGAUGGGGACGCAGAGGAAUGGGUGAAGGCUCGGAACAAGGCAGGGCAGGUCGGCUAUGUCCCUGAGAAGUACCUGCUGUCCCUGGGGUGUGACUCGGGGGCUGGGCUCGGCCCCCCAGGACCCUCUGCCUUGCACCGCCAGCUCUCCAGCAUCAUGGCUGCAGAACUGGUGCUGGAGCCUGGAGCCUGGCUGGUGCGAGCCCUGUACGACUACGAGGGGCAGAGCCCCGAGGAGCUGAGUUUCCCUGAGGGUGCCAUCAUCCGGGUGCUGCCCCGUGCCGCUGGCGAGGUGGACGAUGGCUUCUGGACCGGAGACUUCGAUGGCCGCGUCGGCGUCUUCCCCUCCCUGGUGGUGGAGGAGCUCACCGGGGGCCGCGAGGCAGCCGGGCAGGAGCUGCCAUCACCGUCCCCUCCGCCCUUCUCCCCUCCCGGCCUC